Aphanomyces astaci is the source of this 837-nucleotide messenger RNA. RefSeq lists its product as hypothetical. The transcript has a single exon. The record is from RefSeq and is a predicted model, not a curated record. Lineage: Eukaryota; Oomycota; Saprolegniomycetes; Saprolegniales; Verrucalvaceae. The annotation marks the transcript as partial. Gene Ontology annotation, molecular function: nucleic acid binding.
GUUAUGUUCCUCUCGGCGGUUGCUCGGCCGCGGUGGGACAACGAGAAAUCGGCUUUGGUUGAUGGAAAGAUCGGUACGUGGCACUUUACCGAGCAAGUACCGGUCAUUCGAGCAAGUCGCAAUCGGCCAGCCGGGACGUUGGAGACCAAACCCGUCAGUGUGACACGCGAUAUGUACCGAGCAAUGCUGAUUGACCAUGUCAUUCCUGCAAUCAAGGCCAAGUGGCCUGUGGGCGAAUCGAGGCGUAUUAUCAUCCAGCAAGACAAUGCCAGGCCGCAUGUUCCUCCACUUGACAGCAGGAUUGUUGACGCCUGCACAAGCGACGGAUGGAUGAUGGAGCUCAAGUAUCAGCCGCCCAACUCACCCGACUUGAACGUACUUGACCUCGGGUUUUUUCGAGCGAUCCAGUCGCUUCAAGAGAAGAACUACUCCCGCAACGUAGACGACAUCGUUGCUGCUUCGGACGAGGCGUGGAAGCAAGUAGAACCCAUGACACUGAAUGCCAAUUUUCUGACUCUACAAUGUUGCAUGCAUGAAGUCAUCCGUGUAGCUGGAAACAACAAUUACAAGAUCCCUCACAUGAAGAAAGCGUCACUUGCCUUGAAGGGCAUGUUGCCUGAGGUUGUCGCCGCCGACGUCGAUGUCCUCAAUGAUGGAUUUGCACUCCUCCGGGCCACCGAUAUGGCGAAAAAGGUCGAUGACUUGUCAGCUGAAGUGGCGGAGGCAUUGGACAUGUGCGAAUUUAGCUCUCAAAUGGAGAAGCUUGCUGUCGAUGGCGAGCUAGAUGAAGAUAUUGAAGGGGACCUGGCGAACCUCUUAGGACUACUUGAGCAUUGA